Messenger RNA from Acanthosepion pharaonis, 768 nucleotides. NCBI's taxonomy places the organism in Eukaryota, Metazoa, Mollusca, Cephalopoda, Sepiida, Sepiidae. The record is from the annotation of a GenBank genome assembly.
AUGCAUCCACGACUUACAUGUGCAGUACUCCAAUAUCAGGAACUGCUCAAUAAUGACGAGGCUGCAUCGAUCGGCAGAAGGCUACAUCUAUCUAUCUAUCUAUCUAUCUAUCUAUCUAUCUAUCUAUCUAUCUAUCUAUUCAUUUUUAUCUAUCUAUCUAUAUCUUCCUCUCGCUCUAUCUACCUAUUCAUUUCUAUCAAUCUAUCUACUCAUUUCUAUCUAUCUAUCUAUCUAUCUAUCUAUCUAUCUAUCUAUCUAUCUAUCUAUCUAUCUCUAUUAAUUUCUAUAUCUCUUUCUCUAUUCAUUUCUAUCUAUCUAUUUAUUCAUUUCUAUCUAUGUAUCUAUUCAUUUAUAUCUAUUUCUCGCUCUAUCUAUCUAUCUAUCUAUCUACAGGCAUGCGUGUGCGCACACACACACGAACCAAUUUUCUCACCUCUCCCUCUUUUUUCUUCUUGUUUUCCUUCCUUCUUUCCCUUCCCUCCUUUCUCCCCCAUCUCUCUCCUUCUCUCUCUUGCUGUUUCUCUUUUUCUCUUUCUACGACCAUAUCAUGUUGAAACACCGGUUCUCAUUUUUUUUUUCUGGUUCCUUUUUUGGUUGCGUUCUUCAAUUGCUUUCAUUCGACGUUGUUCUAUUUCUUCUCUUAUUCUUUCGGUUAUCUGGACACCAGUCUUCGAAGCUGGUGAUCCUUUCUUGCGUUCUUUCCCUUCUGUGUCGUCUCGAGGAGCUAAAAACUUUCUCUUCUAUUGCAUCUUUUCUGUCGCCUUAUGA